Tilletiaria anomala UBC 951 is the source of this 1020-nucleotide messenger RNA. Its product is annotated as putative 3-hydroxybutyryl-CoA dehydrogenase. Gene Ontology annotation, biological process: fatty acid metabolic process. NCBI's taxonomy places the organism in Eukaryota, Fungi, Basidiomycota, Exobasidiomycetes, Georgefischeriales, Tilletiariaceae. The transcript has 4 exons. The record is from RefSeq and is a predicted model, not a curated record. The coding region runs from base 65 to 1012 and encodes 315 amino acids. Gene Ontology annotation, molecular function: NAD+ binding; oxidoreductase activity, acting on the CH-OH group of donors, NAD or NADP as acceptor.
CUUUGAUCUCAAGCUGUUAAGAUCGUCAAGCAACUUGUCGAAGGUAUCGAACAGGAGUUGAAAGAUGGCGGUCAACGCAGCAAAGCAUGGCGUCAAGACGCUCGGGGUCAUUGGCAGCGGCCAGAUGGGACUUGGCAUCGCAUUUGUCGCGGCAGUCAAAGCCCAGGUUCCAAAAGUCCUGCUCUGUGACGCAUCACCAGCGCAGUUGAAGAAAGGUGUAGCAUUCUUCGACAAGCUUCUCGCCAAGGAUGUGAGCAAGGGCAAGCUCACGCAGGAGGAAGCCGACGCGGCCAAAGCGCGCCUGCACCCCGUCGAUGGCAUCCCCGCGCUUAAGUUGAGCAGCGAUGACUCACCCCAAAUGGUCAUCGAGGCCGCUACCGAGUCGCUAGCCGUAAAGCAAAAGAUUUUCGGAUCACUCGCGUCAACACUACCACUCUCCACAAUCCUCGCUACGAACACAUCCUCCAUUUCCGUCACAAAAAUUGCAGCCAGUGCCAUCGCAGAGAAUGCAAAGGCUGGCUCGGAAGAUGCCAUUGAAGGGCCGAAACGCGUGCUCGGAUUGCACUUCUUCAACCCGGUACCGGUCAUGAAGCUCGUGGAGCUCAUCCCGGCACUUCAGACCAGUAAGGACAUCGUCGACCGUGCGCACGCAUUCGCCGAGGCCUGCGGCAAGACGGUCACACAUAGCACCGACGUACCCGGCUUUGUUUCGAACCGGCUGCUGAUGCCCUUCAUCAACGAGGCGAUAAUGACACUGGAGAAGGGCAUUUCAAGCAAGGAGGACAUCGACACAUGUCUCCGCUUCGGUAUGGGUCACCCCAUGGGCCCGUUGGCACUGGCAGAUUUCAUCGGCCUCGACACCUGCCUUUACAUCAUGGAGACCAUGUAUCGCGAAACAUGCGACUCGAAGUACAGGCCCUCUGUCUUGCUUGGGCGCAUGGUUGAUGCCGGCUGGUAUGGAAAGAAGAGCGGAAAGGGAUUUUACGACUACCCAUCUGAUACCAGAGUAUAAAAUAGCAC